Molecule: messenger RNA, 7113 nt
Organism: Mercenaria mercenaria
Lineage: Eukaryota; Metazoa; Mollusca; Bivalvia; Venerida; Veneridae
Product: sodium/calcium exchanger 3-like
Exons: 22
Coding region: 478-3333 (951 amino acids)
Biological process (GO): transmembrane transport; cell communication; calcium ion transport
Cellular component (GO): membrane
Molecular function (GO): calcium:sodium antiporter activity
Source: RefSeq, a predicted model, not a curated record
GUCUGUGGAUGAGUUUCUUGCCAAAUGGGUUAUGUGGAUUUAGUGAGAUACAAAUCAUACAGAGCUGUGAUUGUAUAUAUAAUUAUAUAUAUGGAAUGAAGUAUAUAUAAGAGCUCAUUCUUACUGUUCAAAAUACAGACCUCUUUAAAAUGAUAAAAAGCAGAGGUUGGCUUACCUGUAGUGAUGAAUAUUACAAUUGUUUUUAUCUUAGGGUUACAUCUACUACACAAGUUGUAGGAGAUUUACUACAAAAGCAGGAGGUCUGAUAAUAUAGACAAGAUUUUCAACAAUUAACAAAAUAUUGGUUUGCAAAACUUUUUUUUGAACAUUUCUGUUAGGUUAUUCUUAGAACUCUGUAAAUUUCACAGGAGAAUAAUGAAUAAAUAGAUAACAGUAUUUUGUGUUAAGGUAAACUGGAAGUAGCAGCAUUCUGUAUAAAAGUAGAUUAAUUUUAGUGUAAAUAGGAUUAAAUGCAAAAUGUAUAAGCACUAUACAAACUAUUCGCUGGGUUAUGUUGUGGAAUAUUUAGAUUCACCAGAUGAAGAGGUCUGUGCCAGUUGGCUUCUUUUGCCAGCUGAGAAUCUGUGGCAUGAAGGAAUUAGAGGUACUGCAUAUCUUGCUUGCAUGUUUUACUUUUUUGUCGGCAUCGCAAUUGCAUCUGAUAUAUUUAUGAGUUCAAUAGAAUCUCUAACAAGCAAACAAAGGGAAGUUGCCAAAUGGGACCAAGAGAGAGGAGAAAUUGUAAAAUUUCACGUUCGAAUUUGGAAUGAGACGGUGGCAAAUUUGACACUAAUGGCGCUUGGAAGUAGUGCACCUGAAAUUCUUCUUGCAACAAUUGAGACAGCAGGAUCACUUGGAAAAGAUACCAGUAAUGAAGACUCAUUGGGUACUUUUACAAUUAUUGGAAGUGCAGCAUUUAACCUCUUAAUAAUAACUGCAGUUUGUAUUGCCUCUGUUCCAAAUAAUAAUGUAAAGCAAAUUCGAGAAUUCGGGGUGUUCAUUUUGACAGCUAUUUGGUCAAUGUUGGCCUAUGUCUGGAUGUUGAUAGUUGUUGGAUACUGGACACCAGGUGAAAUAACACCCUGGGAAGCAUGGAUAACUCUAGGCUAUAUGCCAUUGUUUGUCUUCCUUGCUUACCUUCAAGAUAAAGGAUGGUGCUGCAAAAUGUGUAAAGACAAUGCUGUUGGUCAGGACGAACAGCAUAUGCGUAUACUAAACCAACGAGGAAGGGCUGGCUCCUUCACUGGUCAUAUACUACCAAAGGAACUACGAAUGCUAGAGCAGGAAAAAGCUGAGAAACAUUCCCAUACAAAACUGAGUUUAAUUGAUUUGAACGAAACAAAACAUAAAAAGAUGUUAGACAGCAGUCAUUCUGAGCCACUGAACUUCUCAGGUAGUGGUAGUGAGCACUCUUCCCGCACCACUACAAAUAUCACAGUUGUAAUGGAUCCCAGAUACAGGGAUGGAAAAGAGUCUGAUACAACUGUUAUAGAAAUGAAUUCCCAGGGUAAUACACCUGAACAUGUAGAGAGGCAUGCAGCUGAACCACAGGCAUUUGCUAGAGCAAGUUCAAAUAGAGCAAAUGCACAGUUCCGUCAUGCUAUUGUAGCUACUUUAAGAGGUACUCACCAUAAACCGAAGAAUAAACAUAGUAUGUCCGAUGUAGUGGAUGCUCAAAUGAAGAUCAAGAAACAAGAAAAAGAAGGCAAAAAGCCAGAAGGUGAUCUAAUCGGAAAGUUCACAUUUUCCUCUGAUAGAUAUGCUGUGUUAGAGAGUGCUGGUUUCUUAGAAGUGGAUAUACUCUUUCAUAGAAAUAUUCCACCUCAUAUAGCUUACAUGAAAAGUUUAAGAGGGUCUACACAAGAAGACAGUACAGAGCAUUCUUCAAAAACCAAUGUUCCAAAUGGAGAUGCAGUAGCUUAUUCAAAGAAUGGAAAUGUGAAGAUCAAUCCAGAGUCUGACAAACCAGUGCCAGGAGUUGUUUCAGUUGAAUAUGAGACAAGAGAGGGCACAGCAAAAACUGGGAAAGACUUUAGAUAUGUCUCUGAUACUUUGAUAUUUAAAGAAGAUGAGUACAGGAAGACAAUAUCAGUACCAAUUGUAAAUGAUAACCAGUUUGAGAAUGAUGUCAUGUUUUACAUUUUACUGAAGAAUCCCACUCCAGGCACUGGCACUGGAGAUCCUAGUGUGGCAACUGUAACUAUUGUUGAUGAUGACAAUCCAGGAGAGUUUCAAUUUGAUGAAGAUCAUUGUAUUGCUGAUCUCAGUGAAUGGAAGGUGACAACCAAGGUCAUACGUGACAAUGGCUUCGAUGGUGUGGUCUCUCUUGAAUAUGCAACUAUUGAUGGCACAGCUGUAGGAGGGAAGGACCUUGGUCCCAAAGUGGACUAUAUUUCCCAAAAAGGGACAUUAGAAUUUGGCCAUGCAGAAACCAGUAAAGCCAUUUCCAUUGACAUCAAUAAAGAUGCAAAGCUGAUAGACAAGAAAGACCGACAAUAUCAAGGUCCAAAGAAUUUCAUUAUAACUUUGAAGAACCCUAGUCUUGGAGCCAAAAUUGGUACAAGAAGUGCUAUUGUAUGUAAUAUAACCAAAGAUGAGUUAGGUGAUCGUUUAAGAGAGAUUGUUGAAGAAGAGGAAGAGGAGGCCACAUGGAAAGGCCAGUUUGUCAGUGCUAUGACAGUUGGAGGUGACACAGACGAUGAUGGUAACGAUAUUCCUCCAAGCUGGACUGAUUACCUACUGCAUUUCCUUACAUUCUUCUGGAAACUUGUGGGAGCAUGUGUUCCUCCUACGAGAUACUGGGGAGCAUGGCCAACAUUUGUGUUUUCUCUGUUAUACAUUGCUUUAUUGACUAUGGUGGUAGAACAGCUUGGCCAUUUAAUUGGUUGUGUUAUUGGCCUGAAGACGAGUGUUACUGGUAUAACUAUAAUAGCACUGGGAACAAGUUUGCCAGAUACAUUUGCUAGUCGUACAGCUGCAAAGCAAGAUGAACAUGCUGAUGCAGCCAUUGGAAAUGUUACUGGGAGUAACAGUGUGAAUGUAUUCCUUGGCUUGGGCAUUCCAUGGGUACUGAGUACCAUGUACCAUCUAGCACAGGGCACAACAUACAGGGUAGCCUCAGACAACCUAACACAAAGUGUCAUCAUCUUUAGUACUGUUGGCACAAUCUGUAUAAUUAUCUUAAUCCUUAGACGAAAGUUUGUUGGAGGAGAACUAGGAGGGAAGAACUCAUAUGUGAGAUGGGGAAGCAGCUUGACACUGUUUGGAUUGUGGUGUCUGUACAUACUCCUAGCCAGUUUAAAGGCCUAUGACAUUCUCAAAUGGGAAGUGUAAUCAGUAUUGUGCAGAAUGGCCUCAACAUCUUACAUGUUGUUGAGAGUGGUGAAAUAAUUACAGACACAGAUUAUAAACACUGUAUAAAUCAACAUAGAUUUCUCUUGAAAUAUUUUAUAAAAAAAAGUGCUGAUGAUGUAGGGGACUCUUGUUGAAGCUACACUGAAGUGAGUUAGAAUUUAUAUAAUGUAUGUUUGAAUGGCAUUGUAGUAACUAAGUGUAAAAAAUGGGGGUAUUUACUCCUAUUCAGUUCAUUUAGACAUUUGUAUUAUUACUAUGCAACAGUUUUUUUCUCUACUUUUUGUAAGCCCGCCUUUUUAGCUCAAUAGGGAGAGCACAGAUCUAUGGAUCGCGGGGUUGUGAGUCCGAUCCUCGGAUGGGGUGAUUGUUCUCUGUGAUGAUUUGAUAAAAAACAUUGUGUCUGACAUCACUCUGCCUCCACCUCUGAUUGAUGUGGGGAAGUUGGCAGUUACUUGCGGAGAACAGGUUUGUACUGGUACAGAAUCCAGGAACACUGGUUAGGUUAACUGCCCUCCCUUAUAUAACUGAAAUACUGUUGAAAAACGGUGUUAAACUUAAAACAAACAAACAAAGCUCUAGAUACUUUUUGUAAUAUAUUCCUCUUUAAUUUGACAUUAACAAUUAGAGUUUGAUAUAGUAAGGGUAAGUGAUAAUGUAUGCACAUUGUAAGGUUUGCAGAUAGCACAUAGUUCAGAUUUUGUUGUCUAUCAGACUACACUUUCAACAUAGAUAUGGGCUGGAGGCAGAGAAAAGGACCCUUAAGACAAAAUUUUCAAAACCAGUUUAAAUUUUUAUUUUUUAUUUGAAUAUUUACAACUUUGGGUUAAAACCAAGUUGGUGCCCUUUCAGAUUUUAGCAUGUAGGUAAUGUUUUUGUAUCUUACAUAUGGGUAAAUAUAAAUCUAUGUUGUUUAUGAUGGUUAAGCUACUGUUUGAACAAUCUAAAUGUUUUACAAAUGUGAAUUUUGUGGGGGUGGGGGGUGAGAUAUUUCUAAAUUCCUUCUACCUGUUCAGUGUGUAUUAUCUGCUGAGUUAUAAAAUAAGUUUGUAAAUAAAUUGGCAAUGAAAAGCUUCCAUAGAAUAUUCCUAUAGUGCUUCUCUAAAGUUUUAAAGUUGAUGUUUAAAAAUGAAACAUUCCAAAUAUAAAUUUAUAAAUUAUAUAAAAUUAUAUAGCCGGCUGCUUUCCUCUUGUAGACUGGAGGUCGGUAGAAAUGAUACAUUUUGCUCUGCAUCAUGUAACCACAUUUGGGUUUUAUUUAUUUUCACAGUUACAUGUAGUUUAAGUGUAUUUAGUGUACUAAAACAUUGCGAGUUUUCUUCAGACUAUUAUGAGUAAAUCACUGAAUGUCUUUAGAAAUCAUUUUCUGUUUAAUACUGUAAAUAUUGUUUGUUAAAGUGCUUAUUACUUUUGUGAUAUUAUAUUGAAUCUCAUCAGAUUUUGUUGUUGUAUUUUAUUUGUUUAUCCUUUGGUUACACUGUUAUUGGUUACAUCAUUAUUAAUUUAUUAUUCUAUGUUAGUUUAUGUACAGUGUACAGCUAUACUGGUUUUGUUUUCCGUCUACACAAAUCUGUCUCAAGUUUUAUUUAUUAAUUAUGUUGAUAUUUUUCCUGUUGUGAUAUUUUCCAUGUACCAGGGUAGAUUUUUUUAGUCUGACAGGGUGAGAAAGGUCUGUCUUAAAACAACCUGUUUUCAUUACUGAACAGACUUUCAUAGUUUCAUAUUCUGAAUUCAUCUUUAGAGCAUUCACUUACUCAAUGCAGUUUUAUAAAGACAUUUAAAGAGAAAGGCAACAUUGUUUUGAUGUUCACUCAUUUUGUUGAGAUUUUGUAAAUCAUUCUAGACAGUGACAGAAUUUUCAAAAUUUUCUCUAAAAAAGAUAAAAAUAAAUGGCUGUUAUUUUGUUUCCAUGGCAACAUAAAAUUAAUUCAGAAAAAACAAACUAGCAUAUUCUACACUUCCAGAAACUGAUGUCAUUCUUCUGUUGAGAAGGGUUUUACAUAUGAAUUCAGUAAUGUUAUAAUGACCUAAUAAAUACUAAAAUAACUGCUAUAAUCACCCAUUUUCUCAUAAUAUCAAAUUGUCAUUUCUUGUAAUCGUGGUCUGAUUUGAAGAUUCCCUGACUUAUGAAUGGUUGGACAACGCAUUUCAUAUAAUAAAUUGUUGGGCUUUCCUUCCUCUUUAACUGUCUGUUACAAGGACUUACUGUAAAUUAUGACAAACCAGUCUAGAUUGCAAGAUUAUAAAGUCAUGUAUGGAGCACCAGUCUAAAAAAUGAAGUAUUUGAUUACAUUGUUUCCCAGCAUAAUUUUGAAGUUUCCCAGUGGAAUAGGUAAACAAGGAGACUGGUUAUAAAAAUUUAUAUUUGGUUGGUAAUCUUGCUCGUAAAAAAUUAAUUAUAUCUUUGGAGCCUGAUAUAAAACUACAUUUGCCUAAAGUGUUACACAUGUAUUUUCCAAUUUCAUGUUACCUGCUAUCAGGUCUGUCAAAUAAUGAUGUAUAUAUUAAUUUAUUUACAUAUUUAUUAAGUUUGAGGUACAGUUUGGUAAUUUGAAAUACAGAUUUCACUUGUCCAGUAUAUGAAUGUUCUUGUGUCUGUGUGAAACAGAAAUUUACCUAUGUUGUUGUGGUAAUGUUUUGUGAAUUGCAACCGCUGUGUAGUAUUACAAAUGACAUAUUAACUAUAGUGAUGUUUUUGUUAUGAUAGUAGUCCACAUAUAGCUAUAUUACACAAUAUUCUUCAAUUUACAAAAGACAUUUAAAACAGCAAGAUCAUUGAGAAAACAAGACUACUAAGAGUUUUCAGCAGGCUGUCCUAUACAGGCAAACUGGUAUGUAGAUAGGUAGACCAUUUUUUAAAUGGUCUAUGUUCAAAGGUUGGGUAUAUGGCAAAUGUUAAAAUCAGAAAAGUAACUAGUGGCCUUUUAAUGUCAUAUGGUCUCUGCUCACAGAUGGUGUGUAUAGCACAGGUUGGAAUGUACUAAUAAACUUCAAUUUAAACUUUAAGACUGCUAUGUUGUCACAAUUUAAUAGUUACAUAUAGGCUGCCACAUUCAAAGUUAUUCCACAACAGAAUGCCUAGAGCAUAUUUAUGGUUGAAAUCUAGACAUAAGUUUAAGUAUACUGAACCCAAAAAUGCUUCUCUGUGAUACAUGUUACAUUUUUUUAUAUAAUGUGUAAUUGUUAACCAGUUAGUAUUGUUUAUCAAAUAUUGCGAAAAUGCUGUUUGAUGUACAAAUUGAUUAGUCAGAACAUGAAGGCUGCAGACUGGAAAAUGGCCAGAAAAUCUAUUUAUUUGGACAUGAUAAAGGAGAGAAAUGUGAUUCAUUCUCGUCUACAUAUGUGAACUUGAAGGAUUUCAUAGCAGUACGAGGGAUGGAGCCACAGUAAAACGUUAGAGAAAGGAAUUUUUGUACAUGUAAGACCACAUAUUGAAAUCUCGGUCUGUUUAUUAUCAUCACCUUUCUUGACCAGUACAGGAGCUUAAGCAAUAUCAGGUUCUUCCUCUUGUUUAAAUAAAACACAAACUAGUAUUCUCCUGAAUAGUUUUUAUGUCCAUUAUCCAACAAUGCUGCUCGUGUUACUCUCUUCUUUUUUAAGUUUGUAGAAAAUGUUUUUUUAGACAUGAAAAUGAUGCUAGGAAAUGCUGUUUCUAACCAUGUAAUAUUGGUUUAUGAUAUUGUUUUAUUAUUGUUGAAGAAAUGAAUGAAUUGUUGCUAACAUGACAUGACAAUAAUAUCAAUAAAGCAUUUUCAUUAUCUA